ACUUUAGAUGAGCAGAAUGAUGCGACUCGAGUGUAAAAAAGCUUUGAAGCGAAAUUAUCCUGCAAAGCAGAGGCAUCAAAAGUGCGGACAGAGCAGGAAUGUCACUCAUCAGUUGAAGGCCCCGCCCCCAGCGUGACGUCUAACCAUCAGGAGUCAGACGCUCAUCAGUCUCCAGUCAGAGCUACAAGGAGAACACAGUCACAUCUGACAGAUCCGAGGAGAGGAGGAAAGGUUCUACCACAAUGAUGGAGCUAAUGACCACUUCUCCUUUCUACCACACUAAUUCAACCGAUGAAACUGGRAGUAAUGUUUCUUGGUAUGAAGAGUAUGACUACAGAGAUGAUAAUUUUUCCAAAGAUGAUCACACUGAGCUGAGACGGUCACUCAACAUCAUGUCUCUGAUUGUUUACUCCCUGGCCUUUGUCCUYGGUGUGCUCGGGAAUGGAGUGGUUAUCUGGGUGACCGGCUUCAAGAUGAAGAAAACKGUGAACACAGUUUGGUUCCUCAACCUUGCUGUGGCCGACUUCCUCUUCACAGCAUUCCUGCCUCUCAGUGUCACAUACACAGCUAUGGAUUUCCACUGGCCAUUUGGGAAGUUCAUGUGCAAGCUGAACACCACUAUUAGCUUUCUGAACAUGUUUGCCAGUGUCUACAUCCUUGURGUGAUCAGUGUGGACAGAUGUGUGUCUGUGGUGUGGCCCGUCUGGGCCCAGAAUCACAGAAAUGUACAGAAGGCUUCCAGUGUGAGUCUGUGUGUUUGGGCUCUGGCUUUAAUCCUCAGCGCUCCGUACUUUGUCUUCAGGGACACCGGUCCAUCAUACCACAAUGAAGACAUCAUCAACUGCUUCAACAACUUUGCUUUCUCUGACGACUAUGAAACUCCAUCUGUGAUUCGGUUACGACUGUUUCGCCAUCAGGCCAUGACCAUCACUCGGUGUGUCCUUGGGUUUGUCAUMCCCUUCACUGUCAUUGUCUCCUGUUAUGCCGUCAUAAUCCAUCGACUUAGCAGAAACCGCACCCUGGCCAGCCAUUCAAGUCGUCCUUUUAAAAUCAUUGCUGCCAUCAUCGUCACCUUUUUCCUCUGCUGGGCUCCCUUUCACAUCAUGGGUCUAAUUGAGUUGGUGCAUCACAUGACAAAUUAUGCAAAUGAAACAUUUGACCACAUCGUUAUGAUUGGUGUCCCAAUCGCAACCAGUCUGGCCUUCCUGAACAGCUGCAUGAAYCCACUGCUGUAUGUGUUCAUGGGACAAGAUUUUAAGGAUAAAGUCCGCAAAUCCAUCCUGAAGGUUUUAGAGACGGCCUUCCAGGAGGAGGUGUCUCGCUCCUACACCUACACAAACUCCAUGAUCACCAUCCGAAGCAAAGACAAGUCUUUCUCUGAUGCCGAGGUSUAAGGUGUUCACUGAUAMAGACUUUAAACUGAACWAUGUAAAUAUUUCUGAUUUAAAAAAAAUAGUGUUUUGUCUUUGUUUUGUUUGUUUUUUUCUGUUGAGCAUUUGUACAGCUUCACUAUGCAGGUCAGUUUUGUGUACAAUAUCUCCUUAAACCUAGGGAAUUUUUACAUUGUAAGGCCCAUCCUGGCCACAGUCAGCCUGGCCUUAUUCUACCCUGGCCACGGUUGUGUUUGCUUUUGAGCCAGUGGCAGAGCGAGACAUUUUUCCCAGGGGUGGCCAAACUGGCACCACUACUCACACKGGGGUGGCCAAGAAAAUUACACAAUUUUUUUACUUGAAAGUUUCUGCAGAUCUUUGUGUUUUGGUCAUUUCAUCACAUUUCAUCACAGGCAGUGACUACCUUAUAAACAUGGGCAUCAGAACCAUCCUAAAAGUGGGGCGACAAACCGUUGAGGGGUCUGGGGGUCCUCCCCCAGAAAAUUUUGGACAAAAUAGAUGCCAUUUCCUGCGUUCUGUUG
Molecule: messenger RNA, 1912 nt
Organism: Austrofundulus limnaeus
Lineage: Eukaryota; Metazoa; Chordata; Actinopteri; Cyprinodontiformes; Rivulidae
Product: chemokine-like receptor 1
Exons: 2
Coding region: 243-1394 (383 amino acids)
Biological process (GO): phospholipase C-activating G protein-coupled receptor signaling pathway; positive regulation of cytosolic calcium ion concentration; complement receptor mediated signaling pathway
Cellular component (GO): plasma membrane
Molecular function (GO): complement receptor activity; G protein-coupled receptor activity
Source: RefSeq, a predicted model, not a curated record